Molecule: messenger RNA, 441 nt
Organism: Parnassius mnemosyne (clouded apollo)
Lineage: Eukaryota; Metazoa; Arthropoda; Insecta; Lepidoptera; Papilionidae
Source: the annotation of a GenBank genome assembly
AUGUUCGGGUAUCCCAAUAGAAUCAUUACAGAUAGAGGAAAGGCUUUCACCAGUCGUUAUUUUAAAAAAUUUGCAGAGGAAACACAAUUUAAACACGUGUUAAACGCCAUAGCGAGCCCGAGGUCAAACGGACAAGUGGAACGAGUGAAUCGCACAAUCAUAGAUGGCCUAAACACUAUGUCGGAGAGCGAAAAUACAUGGGAUGAAAAUCUAUCGGAUGUUCUAUGGGGCAUAAAUAAUACACCCAAUUCUACCACUUCUUUCCCUCCAUUCAAACUCUUAUUCGGGCACGAAAAUUCCCGUUUACCAGCUUACCCUAAGGGAGAUUCAAAAGAUUUCGCUAUACAACAGCAAGCACUACAGGACAGGAGGAAAAGUGCAAAACUAAAUAUAGAUAAAAAUAUGACCCUCAUGAAAAAGCGAUUUGACAUAUCCCGUUAG